AGCGUCAAGAUCCGGGCCCCGCGCGCCCGGCCCUGUUAUCCCUGGCAGUGCUGAGACGCAGGCGGAAGCAUGGAGGGUGAGAGCACGUCGGCGGUGCUGUCUGGCUUUGUGCUCGGCGCACUCGCCUUCCAGCACCUCAACACCGACUCGGACACGGAAGGUUUUCUCCUUGGGGAAGUGAAAGGCGAAGCCAAGAAUAGCAUUACUGAUUCCCAAAUGGAUGAUGUUGAAGUUAUUUACACAAUUGACAUUCAGAAAUACAUUCCAUGCUAUCAGCUUUUCAGCUUUUAUAAUUCUUUAGGUGAAGUAAAUGAGGAAGCAGUGACGAAAAUAUUAUCAGGUGUCAAAAAGAAUGUGAUAGGUUGGUACAAAUUCCGUCGUCAUUCAGAUCAGAUCAUGACAUUUAGAGAAAGACUGCUUCACAAAAACUUACAGGAGCAUUUUUCUAAUCAUGAACUUGUUUUUCUGCUAUUAACACCAAGUAUAAUAACAGACAGCUGCUCUACUCAUCGGCUGGAGCAUGCCUUAUAUAAGCCUCAAAAAGGACUUUUUUAUAGGAUACCUUUAGUGGUUGCCAAUCUGGGCAUGUCCGAACAACUGGGCUAUAAAACUGCAUCUGGUUCCUGUACAUCCACUGGUUUUAGCCGAGCAGUAAAAACACACAACUCUGAAUUUUUUAAAGAAGAUGGUUCUUUAAAGGAGGUACAUAAGAUAAAUGAAAUGUAUACUUCAUUACAAGAGGAGUUAAAGAGUAUAUGCAAAAAAGUGGAACACAGUGAGCGAGCAGUAGAGAAAUUACUAAAGGAUGUAAACAGAUUAAAAGAAGAAAUUAAAAAAAGGAAACAAGCACAGAUUCAAGUGACACGAGAGAAGAAUGUCCAAGAAGACACUCAGGAAAACAUUUUCCUCUGUCAAGCUUUACGUACCUUUUUUCCAGAUUGUGAAUUUCUGCGUUCAUGUGUUAUUUCUUUGAAAAACAGGCAUAUUUCUAAAAGUAGCUGUAACACUAGCCACCAUCUUGAUGGGGUAGACAAGUUGACUUUAAUGGUAGAAUACGCCAACAUUCCUGAAGCUAGUCAAACUACUACACCACAGAUAACUAAGCGUAAAGCUACAGAUGCAGGUGACAGAGGGCAGUUAAAGAAGUCACGGCUGUUAGAGAUACAGAACAAACCAUCUUCGACAGACAGUGACAGCAGUUACCAAGAAAAAUCAUCCACGCUGAGCAGCCCGGAAACAGACGAAGACAUCGAGAAAAUGAAGAGCUCUGGAGAAUAUCCACAGUCCCCUACAUUUUGAUCCUCUUAGCCCAAAAGUACAUUUUUGAUCUGGCUGUAGGGUAAAGCCAAAUGAUUGUAUAAUUUUAACUGUGUUUAGCUUCAUAUAAUAUGUAAAUUCAUUUUUACUGUAUUCAGGGGUUUUUUUUCUUUUCCCAUAAGGAAAUAUUUUUGGGGACUAGCAGGUAGCAUGGUGGUUAAGGGCGUUGGACUCCCACAUGG
Messenger RNA from Tupaia belangeri chinensis (Chinese tree shrew), 1499 nucleotides. It is a transcript of the gene ABRAXAS1, whose product is annotated as abraxas 1, BRCA1 A complex subunit. Gene Ontology annotation, molecular function: microtubule binding; polyubiquitin modification-dependent protein binding. Bases 70 to 1299 code for a protein of 409 amino acids. Gene Ontology annotation, cellular component: nucleus. The transcript has 9 exons. Gene Ontology annotation, biological process: mitotic spindle assembly; protein K63-linked deubiquitination; attachment of spindle microtubules to kinetochore. The record is from RefSeq and is a predicted model, not a curated record. NCBI's taxonomy places the organism in Eukaryota, Metazoa, Chordata, Mammalia, Scandentia, Tupaiidae.